Molecule: messenger RNA, 1116 nt
Organism: Endocarpon pusillum Z07020
Lineage: Eukaryota; Fungi; Ascomycota; Eurotiomycetes; Verrucariales; Verrucariaceae
Exons: 1
Coding region: 1-1116 (371 amino acids)
Biological process (GO): mitochondrial L-ornithine transmembrane transport
Molecular function (GO): L-ornithine transmembrane transporter activity
Source: RefSeq, a predicted model, not a curated record
AUGGCGACAGCGACCUCGACAAAUGCUCCACAUGCGGUAAUUUCAAGCCAAGAAUCCUCGAAUCCGAAUACACCUGCACAUGCACCUGUCACAACCCCGCACACGCAGAGUCAAACCCUCGAAGCGGUGAAAGAUAUUGUCUUUGGCUCAACUGCUGGAAUACUCGGCAAAUUUAUUGAAUACCCCUUUGAUACUGUCAAAGUGCGCCUGCAGGCGCAAACAACCUCUCCUCUCGGCCCCGACCGACCGCAUGGGCCUCUGGAUGCGUUUGCAGCAGCCUGGCGUUCAACUGAGGGGCCGUUGAAGAGUCUGUAUCGUGGUAUCAGCGCUCCGUUGUUGGGGGCAGCUGUUGAAACGUCUUCCCUUUUCUUUUCAUAUCGCGUAGUACAGGACAUUCUAGUUGCAGCUCUUCCCUCGGUCCGUGCUCUUGAUAGCCAGAAUGGCGGUGCCCAAGUCAGUCUUCCUUUUUCUGCACUGCUAUUCGCGGGGGCGGCUUCGGGUGCCUUUACAUCGCUCCUGUUGACUCCGAUCGAGCUCAUAAAGUGCAAGAUGCAAGUUCCACUCACCACAGCACAUCUUGGAUCAGAGAUUGGUUACAUGACUCCGAAGCUUCUCGGUCCGUUCCAGCUUACCAAGCAGGUCUUUAAGACUCGAGGGGUGCUAGGCUUCUGGCAUGGUCAACUUGGGACACUGAUCCGCGAGACGGGCGGAAGUGCUGCAUGGUUUGGAAGUUAUGAGGGUGUCAAAAUAUUAUUCGAGCGGUACAAUGCUGCAGAAUCCCGUGCGGAUCAGCAGCAUCGGGCCGUAUCUGAGAUAUCUAUUCCUGCGACAUCAACGACAUCAUUUUCCCAACAACUCAUAGCAGGCGCCGCGGCAGGCAUAUCCUACAAUUUCUUUUUCUAUCCAGCCGACACCAUCAAGAGUCGAAUGCAGACUGAAGACGCCGCACUUGCGGGAUCACGGCAAACUACUUUUCUUAAGACCGGAUCGGAGUUAUGGAAACAGCAAGGGUUAAGGGGUUUUUAUAGGGGUUGUGGCAUCACGGUGUUUAGGGCGGCGCCGAGUUCGGCGAUCAUUUUCAGUAUCUACGAGGAAUUGAGGAGGGCGUUCAGGUGA